Molecule: messenger RNA, 4013 nt
Organism: Marasmius oreades (fairy-ring Marasmius)
Lineage: Eukaryota; Fungi; Basidiomycota; Agaricomycetes; Agaricales; Marasmiaceae
Exons: 4
Coding region: 160-3525 (1121 amino acids)
Biological process (GO): protein catabolic process in the vacuole; cellular response to glucose starvation
Source: RefSeq, a predicted model, not a curated record
GGUGGAGCCGCGCCCUGAAGACCAUCUAUUCCUUACAACCAUCAUUGCAGCAAAUAUUGCCUCUCUUUCGUUCCCCCCUUCCACUCCAUAUCAUCCUUUACACUAUUGCCAUCGUUGACGACCGACCGACUUCCCUAAUUCCCCUUUCCGCCUUCCACAAUGGCAAACUACCUUCCCGUUCUGAUGCACUCAGUCACUGCACACCUCGCCCCCGAUGACUCGUCGUUGGAAACUCUGCCGAGAGGUCAGGUCGACUAUCUCAGUCAUGAUUGGAGGGAAGAGGACGUUUGGCGGUCAUGGCGGAACAUGACGAGACAGAAAAACGAGAUUACGAAUGGCAUGCGGUUAGAGAACGCUAGUUGGAGGACCUGGUGGAAACAGAGAAAUAACCUCCAGACUGUUAAUCCAGAAACUCUUAACUGGCUUAAGGACUCAGAUGUCACCUGGCUCUACGGUCCUUUGCAUACUGCAGUCGAGUGGACGCCACCCCCAAAGCCCACUCCAGACGUCACUGAACGACAGCCAGCCUCAGCUCAGGACCGUUUAGAUUUGUCUUUACCGAAACAAAAGUCGAUCCUCAAGUAUCGGACGAUAAGUGAGCUGUUAACGAGCGAGCUCCCCUCCAGCCCUCCAUACAGCCCUUCUGAGAGCGAUGGGGAGGCCGAUGCGGUCGGUUCAAACGAUCAACGGAGACCAAGUCUUCCCCACACCAGAUCUGAUACUCACAUCACCCGGUGGGGACCUGACCGAACAUUUCGUAAAGACUCUCCUCCUCGCGUAGAACCACCAGGUAGUGCAGGUGCCAGUACACCAAACUCUGACACGGUGGCGAACUCGACGCAACCCACUCCUACUCGCAUCAGCAGCUCUUCGAAUCUCACGAGUUACUUCAGCUCGCAUUUACCUGGGCACCAAUCGCAUAACACUUCGCAAACUUCGUCAUCCACUUCCAACUCAGCUUCCGCCUCACCCCGUGGUGCCUCUAGCGAACUCUCUGCUGCUCCUGCCCCGAAGAAGAAACAUAUCACAUUUAACACAUUUGUCGAACAAUGCAUCGCUAUCGAUAAACCCAAGGGGGUCAUUAUACUCGGAAAUGGAAGUGGAAAGGGACCUGGAAAGGGGAUGAAUGGCUCCAUUGAGGAUACUGAUGAAGAGGCAGAGGAACACGAUGACGGAUACGAUGAAGAUGUAGAGGGUGGCGAUGAUUUUGAUCCUGAUUGGGGUUUGAACGAGUGCGCAAUCACUGACUCAGACUCAGAGUACGAAGAGGAUGUCUUCAUUCAGGACAAUGAUGACGAUGAAGAUGAGGACGAGGGAGACUCCGACAAUGACGGCGUCAUCGAGAUGCGUGCCUCUAGAAAGACGAAUCAAGACAAGGUGGAUUCGAGAAAGGUGUCACAGCGAUCGAAAUCAAAGGCAUCCACAUCUUCUUCUUCCUCUGCGGAUUCUGCCUCGUCUCCUACAUCAAACAGUCUGAAGAUACGGAGAUCCUCUAUACCCACUAUCCCCCGACGGAGAAGGUCAGGCACCCUCCGGACUAGCGACAUUGCCACCGCUCGACCCUCUUUCAAUCACGGCCCGCGCAGAAACACAAGUACUUCGUCCGAUCAGAUGGUGACUAUCGCCCCCAUACCUCCGACCAUGCUCAAAACUGGUGGAUCAAAUAGCUUCGCCUAUCCGGCUCACUAUCCAGCUUGGGAUGGGUUUGGUGUGCACCCGGACACUAGUUCUCGUUAUGGCGGAUGGAUGGAUAGUUUUGGGGAUGAUGCACUCAGCGAAGAUGGUGGGUUUGGUGCGCCCAUGGGGAGGUAUAGCGGCUAUAGCGGUUGGAGGAGUAGCGGCAGCGAAAGUCCAGGAACACCGGUUGAGCUGGUCUACAUGCCCCUCAACGGGAGGUACGGAGCGACCUAUAGUAGUAGAGGUGAAAGUAGGGUUAGUCCGAGUGUCAACAGCGAAGAGGCGGAGGUUGAGUUGAUGGAGGAGGCAGGAGAGGCGAGGCGGUUAGGCCGGGAAGAGCAUGAGGAGCACGUGCAGACGAGCGAACGUCAGCCUGCCUCUACUUCCCAGCAGAAACCAGGUCAACCGUCGCGAUCACAAGAAGACGACAGCGUUAGCAAAGGAGAAGGGCAAGUCCAUCAUCAUCAAGAAGCUGUUUUCUCGACUGUGAAUAGCAACAGCUCGAAGUCUCAUGAGCGAGAGAAAAAGUCCAAAAGAAGACCCAUAUCUGUCGGGGAGACGCCGACUGGACUUGUUCCGUCCGUAUCUAUCGUUGUGCGCACUCCGCCGGUUGUCCAGAGGCCUCGGAGAAAUUCAGAUGAUGAGGAAGAGGAUGCGUACGACUAUUUUGGCGGCCCAGAUUUAGGCGGGGAUUAUGCCACACAGCGGACGGCAAGAAGGCACCCAAAGGGUGGCAGCCGUUCUUCAUCUAAACCUGACGAUGUACGGAAAUCCCGCUCACGUUCGAGGUCGAAAUCAAGGACACCUUCUCCUCAGCCUACCACGCCGGCUAUAGCAGUUCCAGGUCGGAAUUACUCUUCUUCUUCUUCAGCUCUUCUAUCACCUCCGUUACGAGGUCGCGGCUCAGUACAUCAUCAGAGCAGCCUAUCACCUGAUUCUUCGUCCAGAGGACGUUCGUCAACGAGGACGUCAUCCUCUUCGAUGUCAGAUCGAGAACGACCACGAUCUCGUUCAAAUCAUAGCUCACCGAUUGGUAGCUUAUCACCGGACGGAAGCGCUAUUGGGCUGAAUUAUGGGGUCUAUGCCAAUGGGAGAAUCGGAGACCGGGAACGAGAGAGGGAAAGAGACAGAGAGCGGGCUCACCGUAUAGGCGGGCGAGGUCGAGAACGCACAGAGAGGAGAUUGACCCAUAGCUUGAGUCCGGAUAGCGUCGAAGGAGCGACAUCUGCAGCCGCGUCCUUACCUUCAUCCUCUGCGUUGAAUAUCAUCAACAGUCCUUCUUUUCAGUCCUCGGAAACAACUGAGGGCACGUCGUCAACAUCGAGUUCGCAGACCAUUUUACCUCCAUCUCCUCCCUCUUUGUCACCGAGAGCUGGUUCUCGCACUCUGGACUCCGAAUCAAUUCCGAUUGUUCCUAUGAAUUCCCCAGUGAUCAGUUUUGGUGGUGCCACUAUUGCCGUUGGGAUGGAUCAGAACGGCGACAGGCAUGGGCGUACAAGUAAGGGCAAGCUAAGGACACCCCCGCUGGAUGUAACCCAACCUCAUAUAUCCUCACCCAAGACGUCAUUCUCAGUAGACCCUUCGGCAGGUCUGACGUCCAAAUUGACGUCGAAUUUGACGAAUGACAGUGUCCUUCCAGACGGAUCUUUGAACCAACACGUUAUCAAGAAAUCAGAAUCAUCACCCAUGUUCCGUGAUGAUGACGCGGGUAAGGGUACCCGAGGUCAAGCCACCACGACCUCGGACGACUCGUCGGUUGUCGGGAAGGCGGUUGGUAAUAUCAUGUCCUCCGCUCGAGCAUACCUGGGCUUGUGGAAUAGCGGUGAGAAGGAGAAGGACGACAGCUAAUUUUGAGGUGAUUAUGGUUCGUUUCGGAGAAUACCUUGCUUCAAAGUUAUACCCUUGCGCUCGAUUUCAUGUUCGUGCGCGUAACAAUUCGUCUCCUUGCUUUGGUCUCUUUUUUUUUUUUUCUCGCAUCGAGUUACUUUAAGUUUAAAGGUAUUUUUUUCGUCUCGGCAUCCUUCAUCAUCUUCAAGGACUUUCUGUUGCAUUAAUGACCUCACACUACAAACCUCUGUGCAAUUUUUGACGUUCAAUUCUUGAAUCAUUCUCUAUCUCCCUUUGCAGAUUCUGAGACUCUUUCAAUAUUCAAUCAUGCCCCUCACAGUCUUAUCACCUCGUUUGUUUCCUCUCUUACGAAGCAUUGAUCAUGUUCUCGACUGCGACCACGAAUGUAAACCCUACAUGCAACUGUACAUUUACAUGUGCUGAAUUAAUGCUUAAUUAUCUUUUCUCCAUCUAACAUUUGGUACCUUAAAUGCAAUAUUUAGCUCAAG